This is a messenger RNA of Protopolystoma xenopodis, 615 nucleotides long. The record is from the annotation of a GenBank genome assembly. NCBI's taxonomy places the organism in Eukaryota, Metazoa, Platyhelminthes, Monogenea, Polystomatidea, Polystomatidae.
UUGCCUUCAUUUAAAUCAAUUGAUUAUAUCGGAUGCAAAGGUAGUAAACCAUACCUUCGUGGUUAUCCUUGCGGCUUAUGGACUCUUUUCCACGCCCUUUCUGUCAGUCACUACUUGAAUCCUCAUCCGGGAGAUGCACCAGAUUCUGUUGCUCAUGCUCUGAAUCGUUUUGUGCCUCGGUUUUUCUCAUGCACGCAUUGUGCUCACAACUUUGCUGCUGAGACUGCUAACAUAGCUCGGCCUGGUGAAGCAGUGUUUUUACCACGUUACAAUGGUCGUACUGAGCGGGAAAACCAGUCUUUAGACUCAGAUACAAGAAUUUCAGAACUUCCUGCGAAACCAACCAGCCCAGCUGGCGAGGUGCUCUGGCUCAAUCUUGUACAUAAUAGUGUCAACCGUCGUACUGCAUCCCUGGCUUCUUCUGAUCCUGAGGCGCCAAAGACCAUCUUCCCGACACCAGAUCUUUGCCUUGCUUGUUGGUCAUCCUAUGAACUGGCUAGAAGUCAAGUAAAUCCUUGGGAGGUCAGGCCAGAUCAGCAGAAUAUCUUGCUGAACUUUCUAGUUGCCAGGUUCACAGAAUCAAAUUGGAGCUAUAUCUCUUUCCCAAGCCAGUAG